AUGGCACUCCGUGCGCUCGGCGCCCUUGUGCUGAUCGGUCUGCCCCUGGCCGAUGGUUUGACCUUAUCGCACAGCCAGGAUGGUGACACCGCGACUUGGGAACUGGAAAUUGAGGGCGACGAGCUGCACGUGACGGCUGACUGCCCUGCCGACAGAUGGUGCAGCUUGGGAUUCAACAAGGACAAGCCCAUGAUGGACGGCACAGAUGUCUUCACCUUCGGUCACCAUCCGGGUCGCGAGCUGAAGGUCUGGCUACCGGCUCCACCGACCCAGCUGCAUGUUGCGCAGAGCCCCAAGAAAUCGGGCGGUGUGGUGGGCAUUGGAUUAAACUCGGUGCUCUUCGUGCACGAGCACCCAGGCGAGGGCAUGACGUGGGUGAUCGACAAUUGUGGUGGACACGGCGACACUUUUGGUCACUACCACUAUCACGCCCCUCCUCUUUGUCUGCUUCGCUCCCUAGGCGUGCCGGUCCCGAAGGGUGCCUGGUGGAAAUCGGGAGGCCCGGAGCAGUGGGCGUCUCAUGGCCCAGAAGUGCAGAUUGGCUGGGCCUUGGAUGGCGCGCCCAUCAUGGCUCCCUUCAAGGACGGCGUCCAGGUCAAGAAGGAGAUGCUGGACGAGUGCCACGGUGCCAUCGAUCCUGUCACCGGGGACUACAAGUACUACACAGUCUUGACUCCUCCUUUCAUGCCUCCUUGCCUGCGUGGAAAAGUUCUGGGUGAAGUGACAGGCUAUCGCAGCUCAAAGGGAGGAGUGCCUUGCGAAAAGUCUCAGCGCCUUAAUGAAGAGCCGUUGGUCUCGAAGCUUGAGCCGUCGGGUGGACGUUGGCUCAACGGCAUCGGCUGCCCCAGGCAUGCGAUUUUCGAGGACGUGAGGACAGGCCGCCCAAAAGGAUGGAAGCCCAAGAAUACGGCACCUGCCCGACCGGUGGCGCCUGCGGUGCUUGUGGAGCCUGUGGAGCCUGCGGCGCAUGUGGCGGUGCAUUCCCCUGCUAUUGUGGGGCCUGCGGAGCAUGUGGUGCUUGCGGAGCCUGCGGCACUACCGCUUGUGGGGCUUGUGGAGCAUGCGGCACUACAGCUUGCGGCGCUUGCGGAGCCUGCGGCACCACAGCUUGUGGGGCUUGCGGAGCAUGUGGGACUACAGCUUGUGGGGCUUGCGGAGCCUGCGGCACUACAGCUUGUGGCGCUUGCGGAGCAUGUGGCACUACAGCUUGCGGCGCUUGUGGAGCCUGCGGCACUACAGCUUGUGGGGCUUGCGGAGCAUGUGGCACUACAGCUUGCGGCGCUUGUGGAGCCUGCGGCACUACAGCUUGUGGCGCUUGUGGGGCUUGCGGAGCGUGCGGCACUACAGCCUGUGGCGCCUGCGGCGCUUGUGGAGCCUGCGGCACUACAGCUUGUGGGGCUUGCGGAGCAUGUGGCACUACAGCUUGCGGCGCUUGCGGAGCCUGCGGCACCACAGCUUGUGGCGCAUGUGGAGCUUGCGGAGCGUGCGGCACUACAGCCUGUGGUGCCUGCGGCGCUUGUGGGGCAUGCGGCACUACAGCUUGUGGAGCAUGCGGCACUACUGCUUGUGGUGCGUGCGGCGCAUGUGGUACUGCACGCCGCUUGUCAGGGGCUUGCGGAGCGUGCGGCACAGCCUGUGUUCUGCGCCAUGAAUCUGACCGUGAUGAACGGCGCCACCCCUGUCAGCAUCUCUCAGUGCAACCUGCCCGGAAAAACCAUCGUCAUCGACUCACAGCAGGAUUUGACCGAGGUUGAAUACGACAUCUCUGGUGGCCGCAUGAAGGUUGAGUUCCACCGCAAGCUAAACACCGGAGAUUGCACGGACUUGGUGCUCACUGCAGACACGCCACUUUACAUUAUUAUGGCUAUGGGCACCAAGGGCAACAUGAACGUCGUAGGACACGGUUAUUCAGACACCCACAAUGUCGUGUGCAUGGGCUCGAUGAUGAACACGAUCGAGUGCAAGCCCCCGAGUGAGUUUGACAACGUUCCUCCCUCCCUGCCAGCGACCACCUCAAUGGCGCCGGUUGUGUCGGGAUUCGCAGGUCUCUCCUGGGCCUUGUUCCUGCUGCAGUAG
Symbiodinium sp. CCMP2456 is the source of this 2076-nucleotide messenger RNA. The record is from the annotation of a GenBank genome assembly. NCBI's taxonomy places the organism in Eukaryota, Dinophyceae, Suessiales, Symbiodiniaceae.